Molecule: messenger RNA, 1012 nt
Organism: Diorhabda carinulata
Lineage: Eukaryota; Metazoa; Arthropoda; Insecta; Coleoptera; Chrysomelidae
Exons: 5
Coding region: 113-1012 (299 amino acids)
Source: RefSeq, a predicted model, not a curated record
CAGUAUGCUACAAAUAAGAUGAGACUAAUAUAUGUAAAUUGACAUAUUAUACGUCAGGGUAUGAAUUAUAAAAUACGAAUGGUGUGUACGGAGAGCAAAUAGAAUAAAAAAAAUGGCUUCAGCAACCGAGGAUGAACCAGAACCCAUCAAAAAAAUUAGGAAAACCCUUAGUGAAAUCAAAGAAGAUAUUUUAACAAAAUUUGAUGAAAUAAUGACGCAAACAAGAAUCCAAAUGGAAAAUAUCAAUGAAGAAAUGAGAGUUACUAUUGAGGAUUCGAAAAAGAAAUUGGAUGCCGACUUUAUAGUAAAAGCGGAUAAAAUAUAUAGAGAAGCUCACAAUAAGGUAAAAGAAAUCGAAGCUGAAACUGAAAGCCAACUUCAGGAUCUUUGGAAAUCUGCUUCAAGAAUUAUUAUGAAUACUGGUGCAUCUCUCAAUACAAUGUUGAGAAUUGAAAAUAUUGAAGCGUUCAUAAAGGACCUAAUCAAUAAUAUGGAAAAAAUGUUAUCUGAAUUAUUAGAACAUCUAAAUAUUCUCACCACUUAUAUCAUCCAAGAACAGCAAAUUUUCAUCGAGAAAUUGAAAAUUAAAAUGGAGCCUAGUAAUUACAUUGUAGUUUUCUUUUUAAAAGUAAACUAUUCUCAUGUUGGAGCCCCCAAACUUGAACGACGGGGCUUAGCUUGGGCUAAGGCUGGGAAACCUGCCCUUGUCAAACCAAUAAUGGCCCAAGCCUGGUUUAAGUUUGGUUUUGCUGCAAAGGCUUAUCAAACAUCAUUUUUAACUUUAUCUUCUAACAUAUUAGCUGUAAUAGUAGCAUUUAAUGACCUGCCUAACGAAAGAGAGGUACAGCUGCUCUGGAUUCCUGGACAUAUGGUAUUGAGGGGCACUGAAAUUGCCAACGAAUUGACCAGGCUUAUAGCCACUCAGCCUACAGUGAGAAUUUCUCACUCGUGGAUUCAAGAACACCUUAAGCUGUGGGAGAGGGAAGAAGCCAUAUUGCAGAUAAGUAGAUGA